CCCAGCACCGUGCACAGAGGAGUACGCCAACUUCUGUCUUCACGGCCAGUGUGAGAUGAAAUUUGGUGUCGUCUCGUGCAGGUGUGAGUCUGGCUACACAGGUGCUCAGUGUGACGUCCAGGACUUCAACAUCCUGUACGUGGUGCCCAGCGGCCAGAAGCUCCACUACGUGCUCAUCGCGGCCAUCAUCGGCGCCGUACAGAUCGCCAUCAUCGUGGCCGUCGUCAUGUGCAUCACCAGGAAAUGCCCCAAAAAUAACCGCGCACGUCGGCAGAAGCAAAACCUCGGACACUUUUCUUCAGAUACUUCUUCCAGGAUGAUGUAGCUGGAUUUUUUAUUUUAAUUUUUAUACUUUUUUCGUACCAAGUGGAUUACAUUUUUAACGUAUCGAUUUUAUUUUUUCCUGAUUUUUAAACUUGGGAGGACGACAACAUAUUUUUUUUUUUAAUAUUAUUUUGAAAGAGGCCUUAUUUUUUCUUUACUGGACAUUAAACGUACUUCCUGUUAUCUGUGUGACACUUUCAACAGGAGCAAGCUAUUGUGGGUUUAAAUAUUAUUUUGGUACUUUUGAAUUCUUUUGUUUUUUUAUGUAGCUCUCGGCACACAUACCUUUACCACCACUGAAACGGACACACACACACACACACCUUUACCACCACUGAAACGGACACACACACACACACACCUUUACCACCGCUGAAACGGACUUCUCGCUGUCUUCUGGAAUGUGCUACUCAUUGGGACCACUCACUCACUCACUCACUCACUCACUCACUCAUAAAUGGAUUUCUUGUCUUCAUUUUUUCCCUCACGUCUUUUGCUUUUCUGAUUUUUCUUGUUUCCUUUGCAAAUUGAAUGCAGCUGAACACCAAAUGCAGUUGGACAUGAAUGAAAUGUGAGCCGAUGAUGUUUUAAAAAGAAAAAAAAAAAGUUUACAAAAAGUUCUCUCUCUUUUGAAAAAGGAAUUCCAGCAAUGGAACACAAUGUGUUUUUUGACAUAGCUAAUCAUUUUUCGAUGUUGGAUCGUUUGUAGUUUUUUAUGUUCUAAUGUUAUUGGUGUUGCUGUUGUUGAUGUUGAAAUGAUCAUUAUUGAUUAAUUUAAUUCUAGACGCUGCAUAUCGCAUGAUCUGUGGAACCGUGUCCAGUGAUGUAGACUUGAUAGAAUUAAAUUCUCCGUCCUACAAGUAGUUUUUGCUGCUUCCAUCUGAAUAUUAGUCACAUAAAAUGUCAGUUGCAUUUCUGUAUCUAAACAUGCUGCAUUGAAUGUGCCCACAUCGUACUAAGGAGGACUAUGUGAAUGUCAGGAGAGGGACCUUAUCUCCCGAAGAUGAGCUAGUGGUGGGUUGUGUGAAUGUUUAAAAUUAUACACGUUUAAAAUUAUACACAUCUUUUUAUAUAAUCAUUUUUAACAGAGAGAGAGACAUUCAAAUCUGAUAUCAAUUAACCCAGUAAGGCUUUAUAUACCCUCACAAAGACUAAAAUAUUCAAUGGCAAUUCAAUUUAGUGUCCUUUAAAAUACAGACUCUGAGGCAUGAGAACAAACCCUCUACAUUUCAACACAGUGAUGGAUAGAUUUGAAUAAUGUCAGUAGUGCGGCUUUUAAUAAGCUACAGUAUGCCAUCAAUAACUAAUGACCCCCCCCCCAACCCUUUAUACAAAUCACAUGACAUGGGUCCACUAUGUCCACCAGGGGGAGACAGACACAUUUCAGUCUCCCUUUACAGCUUGACCCCUUCACAGAGUGACCUCUUCUGAUAGUGUUGGUCUGUUUAACAUUUAUCCUCAUAAAAGUUGAUUGAAUGAUUUUUAAAAAAACACAGAUCAUGGACGACCCAUGCACAAUUUUGAUCUAAUUGAAUGACUGAAUGUAUGUUCCCUGCAAAUCCUCUACCAUCAAGACAAAACAGAAUUAAAAUGGUCUCCAAUGUAUCGAAA
Molecule: messenger RNA, 1935 nt
Organism: Alosa alosa (allis shad)
Lineage: Eukaryota; Metazoa; Chordata; Actinopteri; Clupeiformes; Clupeidae
Gene: tmeff1b
Product: transmembrane protein with EGF-like and two follistatin-like domains 1b
Molecular function (GO): protein binding
Source: RefSeq, a predicted model, not a curated record